This is a messenger RNA of Dermacentor andersoni, 3134 nucleotides long. RefSeq lists its product as uncharacterized. NCBI's taxonomy places the organism in Eukaryota, Metazoa, Arthropoda, Arachnida, Ixodida, Ixodidae. The record is from RefSeq and is a predicted model, not a curated record.
AGCUACUUGGUCCACGGCCUGACGAUGAGGCUCCACUUCGUCGCGCUGGUCGUUUUCGCCACAGCGGCAAGCCUGUGCCAUGCGGGGUCCCUGCUGCUGCACGAGAGACACUUCGCUGACGACGAAGCUUACAUCGUUGAUACACUCAAGGACAUUGGAAGAACACUAAAAGACCAGUUCCUCGUCAUUGGCAGCCAAAUACAGAACAAGACUCAAGAAUUGAAGGAAGCCGUUGGAAAUCACGCUCAGCAAGUAAAAGAACAACUCAAGGCUCUGGGAGAGCAGCUGAAGAAAUCCCGCGACGCACUUGCGAAGAAGCUUUUCGAACUCUUCAGCCCUGCAAAAUACACUGACUCCAAUGGUAACAUCUUCCAAAUUAUAGCAUCCCUCACCAACCUAAGAGCGAAGCUUGAGAACUUCCUGAAAGAAGUUCACUUGACUACCGGCGAGAAGUGGGAAAAGCUGAAAGCACUCAUCCACGAACUGCGCAGCGAGAUCAGGCAGAAAGUGCAAGAACUUCUCCAUGGUUCCAGUGCCCCAGCCCCCUACACGGCUCUCGACGAGUUUGGAUAUGACGACGACGAGGCUUACAUCGUUGAUACACUCAAGGACAUUGGAAGAACACUAAAAGACCAGUUCCUCGUCAUUGGCAGCCAAAUACAGAACAAGACUCAAGAAUUGAAGGAAGCCGUUGGAAAUCACGCUCAGCAAGUAAAAGAACAACUCAACGCUCUGGGAGAGCAGCUGAAGAAAUCCCGCGACGCACUUGCGAAGAAGCUUUUCGAACUCUUCAGCCCUGCAAAAUACACCGACUCCAAUGGUAACAUCUUCCAAAUUAUAGCAUCCCUCACCAAUCUAAGAGCGAAGCUUGAGAACUUCCUGAAAGAAGUUCACUUGACUACCGGCGAGAAGUGGGAAAAGCUGAAAGCACUCAUCCACGAACUGCGCAGCGAGAUCAGGCAGAAAGUGCAAGAACUUCUCCAUGGUUCCAGUGCCCCAGCCACCUACACGGCUCUCGACGAGUUUGGAUAUGACGACGACGAGGCUUACAUCGUUGAUACACUCAAGGACAUUGGAAGAACACUAAAAGACCAGUUCCUCGUCAUUGGCAGCCAAAUACAGAACAAGACUCAAGAAUUGAAGGAAGCCGUUGGAAAUCACGCUCAGCAAGUAAAAGAACAACUCAAGGCUCUGGGAGAGCAGCUGAAGAAAUCCCGCGACGCACUUGCGAAGAAGCUUUUCGAACUCUUCAGCCCUGCAAAAUACACCGACUCCAAUGGUAACAUCUUCCAAAUUAUAGCAUCCCUCGCCAAUAUAAGAGGGAGGCUUGAGAACUUCCUGAAAGAAGUUCACUUGGCUACCGGCGAGAAGUGGGAAAAGCUGAAAGCACUCAUCCACGAACUGCGCAGCGAGAUCAGGCAGAAAGUGCAAGAACUUCUCCAUGGUUCCAGUGCCCCAGCCACCUACACGGCUCUCGACGAGUUUGGAUAUGACGACGACGAGGCUUACAUCGUUGAUACACUCAAGGACAUUGGAAGAACACUAAAAGACCAGUUCCUCGUCAUUGGCAGCCAAAUACAGAACAAGACUCAAGAAUUGAAGGAAGCCGUUGGAAAUCACGCUCAGCAAGUAAAAGAACAACUCAAGGCUCUGGGAGAGCAGCUGAAGAAAUCCCGCGACGCACUUGCAAAGAAACUUUUCGAACUCUUCAGCCCUGCGAAAUACACUGACUCCAAUGGUAACAUCUUCCAAAUUAUAGCAUCCCUCGCCAAUAUAAGAGCGAGGCUUGAGAACUUGAUUAAAGAAAUUCCUUCUGCUACCGGCCAGAAGUGGGAAACGCUGAAGGCGCUCAUCCAGGAACUGCGCAGAGAAAUCAGAGAGAAAAUUCAGGAACUUCUUAGUAAGAAUGUAUAUGCCUCCAAAAGUGGCAAAGCCGAAGACGAAGUACGGAGGAGCUCCCCUUUGGCAGAAAGGGCGCUCUCCUUAGCGACAAGAAUGUUCUCGCUCAGGUGGCGUUUGGCUGUACUACUGAAGGAACUGGAUGAGGGACAGGAAAAAUUUGAUGAUGUGAAGUCGAAGAUUGAACGCUUGCGUAAGGAAAUCAGGUACCAGGUUGGGCUCUAUUUUAAUCGAACCAAGGUCCAACCCACAUUUUACUACGCGUCCGAUGAUGAUGACAAAGAGGUUUACGUUACAGAUACGCUCAAGAAUGUUGCUCUUACUUUGAAAGAGAAAUUUCUUGUCCUUGGAGAAAAGAUCAAGGCCAAACUUGCUGAGCUUAAGGUAGCUGUUGGAGAGCGCGCACUUUUGAUCCAAGAGCAGCUGAAGGUCCUUUAUUCGCAGCUUCAACGGGCCAGGGAAGAUCUAAAGAAGCAGCUUUUCGAACUUUUUAGGCCUGCAGCAUAUGCAUCUUUCCAAGAGACUGCUGCUAAAACUUACGAAAAAUUAAAUGUAAUUAGACAAAAGCUUCUUAAAUUCCUUGAAGAUGUCAGAACCCUUACUUGGGAGAAAUUGGAAAGCACUAAGGAGGUUAUCGCUGAGCUGCGCGAAGAGAUACGCCAGAGGGUGCAAGAGCUGCUCGUAGGACAAACGGGUGUAGCCAUGUACUUGGCUGAAGACACUGUUCCCAAGGUAAGCGUGAUAAACACGCUGAAGCAAACAGCGAAAACAUUGAAAGAGAAGUUUCAAACACUCGGGCAGAAAAUUAAAGCUAAAGUUGCCGAGCUCCAAAAAGCGGUUGGGGAGCAAGCUGUCCUUGUGAAGCGGCAGUUAGAAUCUCUGAAGUCGCAGUUUAACAAAGCCCACAGUGAUCUCAUGGAGAAGCUCUUCGCGCUGUUCAGACCUGCGCAGUAUGGCGCUCUUAACGAAGCCCCAGAAGAGGAACAGCACCUCUCGCUGCUGAAACUGAAACUGCAGCGCCUCCUUGCUGCAACUGGAGCCUCCCCUGCAGAAGAAUGGCCUGCCUUGGACGACGCAGUUUAUGAGCUGGACCAGGAGAUUCAAACGUAUGUCAAGAAGUACCAGUAGGCAGAGUUGUAUAAACAAUCUACAUUCGCUCUGCUGCUCUUUCUUCAAAUGGAUCGUAGAGUUUCACUCUUGAACAUUAUUGAUUUAAUAAACUUAUUUACAGUGUA